Molecule: messenger RNA, 1597 nt
Organism: Triticum aestivum (bread wheat)
Lineage: Eukaryota; Viridiplantae; Streptophyta; Magnoliopsida; Poales; Poaceae
Product: katanin p60 ATPase-containing subunit A-like 2
Exons: 12
Coding region: 216-1418 (400 amino acids)
Molecular function (GO): ATP binding; ATP hydrolysis activity
Source: RefSeq, a predicted model, not a curated record
CUGGAGCGUCUGCCCGACGGUUGGGGUGAAAAACCAGGAGCGCAGGUUCGCUCGCCUGCCCGCUCCAGUGUUUCCGUGCUCCUGUUUGUUUAUUCAACACAACGCCAACGCCAACGCUAACGCAUCGCCUCAGCUACUUCGGGAGCUGCCGCGUCGUCCGUGCGUGGGGGACCGGCCGCGCACCGCCGCCUCGGCGACCCGGCCCGCCGGACGCCAUGGAUGCCGGCGACGAGCCCUCCGUCACCCGCUGGUCCUUCCAGGACUUCGAGCGCUACUACGACGCGGGCCUCGGCAUCUGCCGCCAGCCCAAGGGCGACGGCGACGACGACGACAACGCGCCGCCCGGAUCGGGCUCCGCCGACACCGCUCACGGCCACGCCAACGGCGGCGCCGACCUGUCCGUCUUCGAGCAGUUCCAGCGGAUGGAUAGAAAUGUCGAGUUGCGCAAUGGGGCAAUGGAUGCCGGGCCACCGCAGAAAUCCCUGCUUCCUUCUUUUGAAUCUGCAGAAACACGCAACUUAGCCGAGACAUUGUUGAGGGAUAUCAUUCGUGGGAGUCCAGAUGUCAAAUGGGAAAGCAUUAAAGGUUUGGAAACUGCGAAGCGACUUCUUAAGGAGGCAGUUGUCAUGCCUAUAAAGUAUCCCAAGUACUUCACAGGUCUGUUAUCACCCUGGAAAGGUAUAUUGCUAUUUGGUCCACCAGGAACAGGAAAGACAAUGCUGGCAAAAGCUGUGGCUACCGAGUGCAAAACAACUUUUUUCAACAUUUCAGCCUCAUCAAUUGUCAGCAAAUGGCGUGGUGACUCGGAGAAACUAGUAAAAGUCUUAUUUGAGCUUGCAAGGCAUCAUGCACCAUCUACCAUUUUCCUUGAUGAGAUUGAUGCUAUCAUUAGCCAACGUGGUGAAGCUCGUAGUGAACAUGAAGCCAGUCGGCGAUUGAAGACUGAACUAUUAAUACAGAUGGAUGGAUUGACUAAGACAGAUGAGCUUGUUUUUGUUCUGGCGGCCACAAAUUUACCUUGGGAACUAGACGCAGCAAUGUUACGCCGAUUGGAAAAACGUAUUCUUGUGCCCUUACCAGAGGCAGAAGCUAGGCAUGCUAUGUUUGAAGAGUUCCUUCCAUCGACUCCAGAUACAAUGGAGAUUCCAUAUGAUGUUCUUGUGGAGAACACCGAAGGAUAUUCCGGCUCUGAUAUACGCCUUGUCUGUAAGGAGGCAGCAAUGCAACCACUUAGACGGUUAAUGGCAGUUCUAGAAGGCAGACAAGAAGAAAUGCCAGAGGAUGAGUUGCCUGAAGUUGGCCCAAUAGCGGCAGAAGAUAUCGAACUUGCCUUGAGGAAUACACGGCCGUCUGCUCAUCUCCAUGCACAUAGAUAUGAGAAAUUCAAUCAAGAUUAUGGCAGCCAUGUCAUUGGCUAAAGGAGCAUGUUGAUAUGACCUUGUUUGCACCCUGUAUGGAGCUUUAGUAUUCGUCGGCAGAAAGGAUAAUUACCAUCCAUGUAUUUCCAGCUCGUAAGCAUUGCUUGUGCAUAAUAUUUGUUCCAUCAUCAUGUAUAUUACCAUUUACAUCACAAACAAUAAGUCCUUUGGGUAUUCAA